AUGGCAUACCUAGCAUCUAUCCAUCGGCCCAGCAGCGUCCGGCACGCGCUGAAGCUGAACUUCCUCAGCCCCGACGAUGACACUCUCGUGGUGGCCAAGGCCAAUCGACUAGAAUUCUAUGCCCAGCAAGAGGAUGGCCUGGUACUGCAGCACUCAAAGGCCAUCUACGGCAAGGUCAUUAUGCUACAGAGCAUUCGUCCCCAAUCAUCCCAGACUGACCACUUGUUCGUCGGCACCGAUCGCUACAUGUACUUUACGCUAUCAUGGGACUCCGCAACCAAGCAGUUACGCACAGAAAAGAGUCUCAAGGACCUGUCGGACAAAGCAGCAAGAGAGGCACAACUCGGAGAACGAUGCAACAUCGACCCGACACGAAGGUACAUGACGAUCGAGAUCUACGAAGGAAUCGUUUCCGUCAUCCCCAUCGCACACGAAUCAAAGCGCAAGUCAACAACCACCUCUCAGCUAGGAGACAUCGGCGAGCCCGCCUCGGUCCGCAUACCCGAACUCAACGUACGAUCAUCCACCUUCUUGCACCGGAGGAGUGAAAAGGCGAAGCCACAAUUGGCCCUGCUCUACGAGGAUUCUGUGGGAAAAGUUCGCCUGAAGGUCCGCGACCUAGACUACUCUCCAGCCUUGAAGUCCAACGAAGCUGGCUCAGCUGAACUUGAGAAUGAGCAAGAUGCAGACGAAGAGCUUGAUCUGGGUGCCAGCCACCUCAUACCUCUGCCUCGCCCGGCCUAUGGUGUACUCAUACUGGGAGAGACGACCAUUUCAUACUGCGAAGAAUUCGACGGCAGAAUGCGCAAGACUGCAAAAAGCGAGCCCCUCAAAGAAGCCACCAUCUUUGUCGCCUGGACUCAAAUCGACGAUCAGCGCUUCGUCCUUGCUGACGAGUACGGUAAGCUGUACUUGCUCAUGAUUACUUUGAACAGCAAGCAGGAUCUCGAGGGCUGGAAACUGGAUGUCAUCGGCGAAACGUCACGGGCUUCGACUCUGGUAUACCUGGACGGAGGCCGCAUUUUUGUAGGCUCGCAUCAAGGCAACUCUCAACUCAUCCAGAUCACUCCCGGCUCCAUCGAAAUCCUACAGGCUUUCGCCAACAUUGCGCCCAUCCUCGAUUUUACAGUCAUGGACAUGGGAAAUCGUUCUUCCGAGGCUCAAGUCAACGAGUAUUCAUCUGGACAGGCUCGCAUCGUCACUGGUAGUGGUGCAUUCAAGGAUGGUAGUUUACGCAGUGUCCGAAGCGGUGUCGGCCUUGAAGACCUUGGUUCUAUUGGCGAGAUGGAGAACAUUACUGAGGUCUUCAGUCUGAAAUCCAACCCGUCACUCGAGUUCGUGGACACACUGCUUGUGUCUUUCAUCUCAAACACCCGAGUGUUCAACUUCUCAUCUGACGGUGAUGUCGAGGAAGUCGACAACUUUAAGGGUAUCGAUCUGUCACAAAGCACUCUAUUCGCCUCCAAUCUUUCCAACGGCAGAAUCCUACAAAUCACCGCCUCCGCCGUCCACAUUGUUGAUCCUGAGAGUGGUAUGAGUCUGGCCAGCUGGUCGCCGGAGGGCGAUGCGUCAAUCGCAGCUGCUUCGACAGCAGACAACAAGAUUUUGAUUUCUGUCAGCGGCGCUGGUCUUACCAUGCUCGACGUCGCGAGCGACAACGUCAAAGUAACGGCAUCGAGAACAUUUGAUGCGGGCUCACAAGUUGCCUGUAUCUCUCUAUCACCCACGUUACGCAAUACAUGUGUCGUCGGCUUCUGGCAAGAUGCAAGUAUAUCGUUGCUCGACGCUUCUUCACUAGAAACAAUCCACUCAGAGACGAUUGAUGAAGACAGCAUAGCAGUACCCCGUUCGUUACUCGUCACUCCGAUUCUGGAAGGCGCAUUACCAACUCUCUUCAUCGGCAUGGCAGAUGGUAAUGUCGUAACAUAUUUCAUCGAUCCCAGUACCAAUACUCUAUCGUCCAAGAAGAACAUAAUCCUCGGCACACAACAGGCUAGCUUCAAAGCCUUGCCAAAGGGCGAUGGGUUGAACACGGUCUUUGCCAUCUGCGAGCAUCCGAGUCUGAUCUAUGGAUCAGAGGGCCGCAUCGUUUAUUCCGCAAUCACAGCAGAAGAUGCGACAUGUGUAUCUCCUUUCGAUACCGAGGCUUUCCCAAAUGCCAUCGCAAUCGCCACGGCCAAUGAACUCAAGCUUGCUAUCGUGGACGAGGAGAGAACGACACAUGUACAGACGCUGCCCGUCAAUGAGACCGUGCGCAGGAUCGCAUACUCUACCGACCUACGAGCCUUUGGUCUGGGCACGAUCAAGCGCACCAUCAAAGACAGCUUCGAACAUAUCGAGAGUCAUUUCAAGCUGGUGGACGAAGUUGCAUUCCAAGAAUUGCACACUUUUGCGCUGAAUCAGGAGGAAUUAGUCGAGAGCUGCAUUCGUGCGAAGCUAGAUGACGGCUCGGGUGACCUGGUAGAGCGAUUCGUCGUGGGCACGAGUUACAUCGAGGAAGACGUUGGUGACGCACCGAGGGGCCGUAUCUUGGUCUUCGAGGUUACAGACGACAGACACCUCAAGCUUGUCGCAGAGCAUAAAGUCAAGGGAGCAUGCCGGUGCUUAGCGAUUUGUGAGGGUCGCAUUGUGGCCGCUUUGGUCAAGACAGUCGUCAUGUACAACUUCAAGUACGAGACGGCGAGUCGACCAUACCUUGACAAAGUCGCCAGCUACCGAACAUCUACAGCACCCAUCGAUAUCUCAGUCACUGGAGACAAAAUCGUCAUUGCCGAUUUGAUGAAGAGUAUCUCCGUCGUGCAAUACAGACAGGGUGCGGGUGGUCAAGAUGAUACUCUCAGCGAAGUCGCUCGCCACUAUGAUACUACGUGGGGCACAGCAGUGGCCAACAUCUCGCCCAACACCUACCUCGAAAGCGAUGCAGAAGGCAAUCUUCUAGUCCUCAACCAAGACACAAACGGCUUCUCUGAAGAAGACAAGCGUCGCCUGCGUGUACUAUCAGACAUGCAGCUCGGUGAAAUGGUCAACCGUAUACGCCGCAUUGAUGUCCAGCCCACGCCUAACGCCAUCGUCAUCCCCUCCGCUUUCCUUGCCACAGUUGAGGGCGCUAUCUACCUCUUCGCAACCAUCGCACCACAACAUCAAGACACACUCAUGCGUUUGCAGGAAAAUAUGGCUGAAAAAGUUGUGAGCUUGGGCAAUGUACCAUUCAAUCGAUACCGCGCGUACAGGACUUCUGUGCGUGAGAGUGAAGAGCCCAAUCGCUUCGUAGACGGCGAGCUGAUUGAACGCUUCUUGGACUGCGAUGAGCAGUUGCAGGAAGCUAUUGUUCAAGGAUUGAGUGUUGAUGUCGAGGAGGUCAGGAGCAUUGUGGAAGCUUUGAGGAGGUUGCAUUAG
Messenger RNA from Aureobasidium namibiae CBS 147.97, 3396 nucleotides. RefSeq lists its product as uncharacterized. Gene Ontology annotation, cellular component: nucleus; site of double-strand break. The record is from RefSeq and is a predicted model, not a curated record. The coding region runs from base 1 to 3396 and encodes 1131 amino acids. The transcript is spliced from 3 exons. Gene Ontology annotation, biological process: DNA repair; proteasome-mediated ubiquitin-dependent protein catabolic process. Gene Ontology annotation, molecular function: protein binding; nucleic acid binding. Lineage: Eukaryota; Fungi; Ascomycota; Dothideomycetes; Dothideales; Saccotheciaceae.